Molecule: messenger RNA, 744 nt
Organism: Culicoides brevitarsis
Lineage: Eukaryota; Metazoa; Arthropoda; Insecta; Diptera; Ceratopogonidae
Product: antigen 5 like allergen Cul n 1-like
Exons: 3
Coding region: 1-744 (247 amino acids)
Source: RefSeq, a predicted model, not a curated record
AUGAAAUUUUUCAUUGUCACUUUUUGUGCCAUUGCAGCAGUUGCAGCAGAAAACUAUUGCGAUCCGUCGUUGUGCACAGUUUGGGGAUGGAAUCUCGGGCCUCAUAUCGCUUGUCCCGGUUACUAUCAAAAUAAAUGCGAACCAGGUGCCAGAGAAAUUGUCAUCACUCCCGAAUUGCGGCAACUUAUUUUGGACAAACACAAUCGGUAUCGUGACGAUUUGGCAGGAGGAAGAGUUCAUGGAUUCGAAAGAGCUGCUCACUUGCCCGAGAUGACAUGGGACGACGAAUUGGCUUUCAUUGCAUCGAAAAAUGCCAUGAAUUGCGAUUUUGCUCACGAUAAAUGCCGCAACACGAGACGCUUCAAGCAAGCAGGACAAAAUUUGGCUUAUGCCUCGGGAAAUCUUCCCGAAAAUGCAAACGAUUAUGUCUUUAUUGAAGAUGCGAUUAAAGGUUGGUGGGAUGAACACAAAGAUUGCGAUCAAAGAAUUACCGAUCAAUAUCCACAGAGAAUGAGUGGUCGCAUGAUUUUACAUUUCACGGCAAUGGCUCAUGAGCAUAACUACAAAGUCGGAUGUGCAGCAAGUCACUAUCAAGGAAAUACUCGUUAUUUGGUCUGCAAUUAUGCUACUGUCACGAUAACAGGCAAACCUGUUUACAAGCGCGGACGUCGUAAUUGCAAAUAUGGUUAUUCUCAAAGAUAUCCCAACUUGUGUGCAAGCGCUGAUAUCGAUGACGAAGAAUAA